AUGGCUGCAGAUAAAAUCCGAGCUGCAGAGUCGGCACUUGAGGCCAAACGGAUUGGCAACCUAAUCACGACAUCCGACACCUGGAUUUCCACACAGGUGGAAGUAAUGGAGGAAAUAAUUACGAAAAAAUCGGAACAAGUAGAGGACUUCCGUGACUCUCUCGAAAAUUCACCCAAAAAUGUCGUGUUUGCCGAAACAACUUACGACGAUUUUUGGGCCACAGGUCUCAAUCUUAACCAAUCCAAGCAUUCAAAACCCACAGCAUGGCCAGGCAAAAAUGUCCUGGGACAGAUUCUUGGACGCAUAGCCACGGAAAUAAAGAAAAAUCCGAAAAACAGGGCCAGAUCAGGGCUACCUCGCCCAGCUACACAUAAUAAAUAA
This is a messenger RNA of Saccostrea cuccullata (small rock oyster), 381 nucleotides long. RefSeq lists its product as uncharacterized. NCBI's taxonomy places the organism in Eukaryota, Metazoa, Mollusca, Bivalvia, Ostreida, Ostreidae. The transcript has a single exon. The record is from RefSeq and is a predicted model, not a curated record. Bases 1 to 381 code for a protein of 126 amino acids.